UAUUAUUGCUAUUAUUCGGUUUAAACUGCACGAAGCGAGCGAGCGAGGGAGCGACACAGAAAGAAGCGAGAUACACAUACAUACAUACAUAACAUAACAUACACCACACACAUACACAUACAAAAAACCCAAGCAAGCAUUGUCUCAAAUUGGAGGGCUGGAGGGAGGGACGACGGAGACGAUUUCAGUUCCUUCCAGAUCUGUUUACUUUAUAGCUUUCUGGUUUGUAUCAACAGAAGGCUGCCUCUGGUACAGACAUUUAUGUACAUGGUUGACAUUUGGAUAGUGGUGUGAACACUAUGGAUCCAGUCAAUGGAGGGAACAGUCUUAGCAAUCCCAGUCUUGCCUCAAAACAAAGGUUACGUUGGACCCAUGAGCUUCAUGAACGAUUUGUUGAUGCUGUGGCACAACUCGGAGGACCUGAUCGUGCCACUCCAAAAGGUGUUCUCCGAGUGAUGGGUGUCCAGGGUUUGACUAUUUAUCAUGUCAAAAGCCACUUACAGAAAUAUCGGCUUGCAAAAUACUUACCUGACUCUUCAUCUGAUGGGAAAAAAGCUGACAAGAAAGAACCUGGGGAUACUCUUUCUAAUAUGGAGGGUUCAUCCAGUGGGAUGCAAAUUACUGAAGCAUUGAAGCUGCAGAUGGAGGUCCAGAAGCGUUUGCAUGAGCAAUUAGAGGUACAGAGACAGCUUCAGUUACGUAUAGAAGCCCAAGGUAAGUACUUGAAAAAGAUUAUUGAAGAGCAACAAAGACUAAGUGGAGUUCUUUCAGAUGGGCCUGGUUUGGGUGACAAUUGCCCAGAAUCUGACAAGACUGAACCAGUAACCCCUGCUCCAACAUCUGAGACACCCCUUGAACUCCUAGACAAGACUGCCAAGGAACACACCCCAGCUAAGAGCCUUUCUGUUGAUGAAUCCUUGUCAUCUCACCACGAACCAUCGACCCCAGAUUCUGGCUGCAAUGAUGGUUCCCCAGCUGAGAGCCCUGAAGAUGAGAGAUUAGUGAAGAAGCAAAGGGUUAGCAUGGGUGGGGCGUAUACUAAUCCAGAUUUAGUGCUUACACACCAAAUAUUGGAGUCAAGUUUAAAUUCUUCUUAUCAGCAACCACAAUCUGCUUUCCUGGCUGGUGAGCAGUUUGAAUCAUCAAGAAGUACCGUUGGUAAUGAUGAUCAUUUGGAAAAUGUCACAGCUGGCAAUAUGUAAUUCACUGUCUCGGGUAGCGCCUGCACUUGGGACUGUUCCAAGCUGCCUUGUAUGAGUGUGUUAAUUAUGUAGAUGUCUCUGAUCAGGUCAAAUGAUGCUGGUAAUCAUAGAUGUUUUGAGUUAACUAGGUUCAACCAAAGCACAUUCAUAAAAUGUAACCGAGGUUAAUUACAUGGGAGAGUUACUGUGAACAAGGGUAAGAACUAGUUCAGUUAUCUGCUAACAUUAUAUAACGUUAGAUCUUAUGCAUAA
Humulus lupulus (European hop) is the source of this 1454-nucleotide messenger RNA. Its product is annotated as myb family transcription factor PHL7. Bases 300 to 1202 code for a protein of 300 amino acids. Gene Ontology annotation, molecular function: DNA-binding transcription factor activity; DNA binding. The transcript is spliced from 7 exons. The record is from RefSeq and is a predicted model, not a curated record. Lineage: Eukaryota; Viridiplantae; Streptophyta; Magnoliopsida; Rosales; Cannabaceae.